This is a messenger RNA of Neoarthrinium moseri, 1269 nucleotides long. RefSeq lists its product as uncharacterized. The record is from RefSeq and is a predicted model, not a curated record. The transcript is spliced from 3 exons. Gene Ontology annotation, biological process: ubiquitin-dependent protein catabolic process. Lineage: Eukaryota; Fungi; Ascomycota; Sordariomycetes; Amphisphaeriales; Apiosporaceae. Gene Ontology annotation, molecular function: structural molecule activity. Gene Ontology annotation, cellular component: proteasome regulatory particle, lid subcomplex. The coding region runs from base 1 to 1269 and encodes 422 amino acids.
AUGGCUGCUGGAACGUCCGCCGUCCACGAGGCGCAAACGCUCGAGAGCACCGAUCCCCGGAAAGCCGAAGCCAUCUACAAGGACAUCAUCGCCAAGCCGCCCUCCGUCACCUCGGACGCCGCCAUCAAGGAGUAUGAGACCGCCCUGUUGAACCUCGGCGGCCUCUACCGGACCCAGAAGAAGCCAAAUGAUCUCGUCAACCUCAUCACAACCAGCAGGACCGUGCUGUCGUCGUUUGCAAAGGCCAAGACGGCCAAGCUGGUCCGCCAGCUGCUCGACCUCUUCCAAGACAUCCCCAACUCGACCGAAACCCAGAUCUCCAUCACAAAGUCAUGUAUAGAAUGGGCCACCUCAGAACGCCGCACCUUCCUGCGACAGAACCUCGAGACCCGCCUCGUCGGGCUCUACAUGGUCAAGCAGUCCUACUACGACGCCCUCACCCUCAUCAACGGGCUGCUGCGCGAGCUCAAGCGCCUCGAUGACAAGCUCGUCCUGGUCGAGGUCCAGCUGCUCGAGUCCCGCGUCUACCACGCCCUCGGCAACACGGCCAAGGCCCGCGCCGCCCUCACCAGCGCCCGCACCAGCGCCGCCUCCGUCUACACGCCCCCGCUGCUCCAGGCCAACCUCGACAUGCAGUCGGGCAUGCUGCACACCAUGGACCAGGACUUCAACACGGCCUACUCCUACUUCAUCGAGGCCCUCGACGGCUACUCGACCCAGGACGAGACCCCCAAGGCCACCGCCGCCCUGCAGUACAUGCUGCUGUGCAAGAUCAUGCUCAACCUCGUCGACGACGUCAACAACCUCAUGGCCUCCAAGCAGGCCCAGAAGUACGCCGGCCAGAACCUCGAGGCCAUGAAGGCCAUCGCCCGCGCCCACAGCAACCGCUCGCUCGAGGAGUACGAGCACGCCCUGGCCGCCUACAAGUACGAGCUCGGCAGCGACGCCUUCAUCCGCAACCACCUGCGCCGCCUCUACGACGCCAUGCUCGAGCAGAACCUGAUCAAGGUCAUCGAGCCCUUCAGCCGCGUCGAGAUCAGCCACAUCGCCCAGCUCGUCGGCCUCGACAACCAGCAGAUCGAGCGCAAGCUCAGCCAGAUGAUCCUCGACAAGGUCAUCAUCGGCGUGCUGGACCAGGGCGCCGGCUGUCUCAUCAUCUUUGACGAGACGCAGAGGGACGAGAGCUACGACGCGGCCCUGUCCACCAUCGACAAGCUGGGUAGCGUCGUAGACCUUCUCUACACCAACCAGGCCUCGAUGCUAGAGUAG